Messenger RNA from Populus euphratica (Euphrates poplar), 1649 nucleotides. RefSeq lists its product as uncharacterized. The record is from RefSeq and is a predicted model, not a curated record. The transcript has 5 exons. Gene Ontology annotation, cellular component: cytosol. Bases 1 to 1494 code for a protein of 497 amino acids. NCBI's taxonomy places the organism in Eukaryota, Viridiplantae, Streptophyta, Magnoliopsida, Malpighiales, Salicaceae. Gene Ontology annotation, molecular function: hydrolase activity, acting on carbon-nitrogen (but not peptide) bonds, in linear amides; polysaccharide binding.
AUGCAUCCACAUCUCCUUCAAACCAUCUCUUUACCUCUCACAGUAAUUACCAUCAUCAUUAUUGCGAUUCCAAUUUCUCUAUGUGAACCUGAUGAGCGAUAUCUAGGCUGCAGCAAAUCAUUUGAGUGUGGAAACAUUCAGAAUAUAACCUAUCCUUUCUGGGGAGUGAAUCGUCCUCAGUACUGUGGCUAUCCAGGAUUUCAUCUUGAUUGCAGUGGUGACGCCCCAGGAUACAAUACCGAUACUAGUAAAUUCACUUGCUAUUGUCAAGACCAGCCUUAUGCAACUACUUGCAAGAAAGGUGAAUAUCAUCUUGAUCUUAUAGUUGGCCAUGGUGCAGUACCAGUUAUCGUGCCCCGUGUUAGUGGGGUGCACAUGUUGUUAGAUAGUUUUGAGCCUAUCCAUGGUGUUCUUCUUUGUGAAGGAGAAGAUAUUGAUCCAUCAUUAUAUGAAGCUGAGACGUCUAAUCUUUCACUAGAAGAGUUAGAAGAAAUCAGGAGGAUUCAUGCAAGCGAUACAGCUAUUGAUAGAGAGAAGGAUUCGAUUGAGUUGAGGCUUGCAAAACUUUGCCUUGAAAGAAACAUACCUUAUCUGGGAAUUUGCAGAGGAUCUCAAGUUCUAAAUGUUGCUUCUGGGGGUACCCUUUAUCAGGACAUUGAAAAGGAGGUUUCAAAGAAGAUUAGGGAGUCUCAAAGAGUGAAACACAUGGAUUAUGAUAAUUAUGAUGGGCAUAGACAUGUGGUUAAGGUGGUAGAGAACACACAUUUGCAUGAUUGGUUUAGGGAUUCUCUGGAAGAAGAUAAAAUGGAGAUUUUGGUUAAUAGUUAUCACCACCAGGGGGUGAAUAGAUUAGCACAAAGAUUUGUGCCUAUGGCGUUCGCACCAGAUGGAUUGAUUGAGGGGUUUUAUGAUCCUGAUGCUUGUAAUCCUGAAGAGGGUAAGUUCAUAAUGGGACUUCAAUUCCAUCCAGAGCGAAUGAGGCAGGAUGACACCGACAAGUUUGAUUAUCCAGGAUGCCCAAGGGCCUAUCAGGAAUUUGUCAAGGCUGUGAUUGCCUAUCAGAAGAAGCUCAACAGCAGUACUACAUCUGUGCCAAGGCCUCUCAAGCUAGAUCAAGAAAUGGAGAAGAAAAGGAAGCAUAUAAUUAGAAGUUUCUUUCUUGCAAGAAACAUAUACACUGCUGGCCAACGAAUGAAUCCAUCAAAGGAAUCAGAACUACAAGCUGGAGCAGAAUUCCUAGAGUCCAACACAGCUUUGAGCUUGCAACAAGAGAACAGACUCAAGCAGAUGGGUGCAACAGUGAGGAAUGCAGGUUCCUACAUUGAAAGACUGAGGACGAAUGAGGAGAGGGAAGAUUUGGCAAAAAAUGUGAUGGGAAAUAUGUCUGCAGAGCAGUUGUCUGACUUGUUGUCUUUCUACCAUAUGAUGGGACAGAUUUGCUCAGAAGUUUUAGAUAGAAAGCUGAAUGGCAUUGUCCAUGGCAUCGGUUCUUGAUAGAUGGUUUUUCUUGCUUUCUCGUUGAUGUAUCAUGUUAACAAAAUAAUAAUUUGAAGUCACAGGAAACUUGGGUAAGCAGUUCCUGUUUUUCCCGUAUUUGACUUUUGUUGUUUCUUUCACAUGUGAUUAAAAAGCGUAACAUCAAUAUCUGU